CCCGGGAACCUUUUCAGACCUUCACACAACAAGGCAGGUGGAGACCAGGACCAGACCAGGAACAGGAUCAAGACCAAGACCAGGCCUCACCAUCACCUGCAUCCCAUCUGUGAUGUCGGACAGGCGCGUGACAUCAUCACCCUGGACUCAACGCCACGCACUGACCCGGAAGUGACAGUGAUUCCUGACUUGUUGUGGUCACUCAUUAAAACUGUUCAUUACUGAGCAUCAUGUCCACUAAAGAGGUGUCGAGCAGUCACCCUGCUCAGUAUGUGGGGCCGUACCGCCUGGAGAAGACACUGGGGAAGGGACAGACAGGUUUGGUGAAGCUGGGCGUCCACUGUAUCACAGGACAGAAAGUGGCUAUAAAGAUAGUAAACAGAGAGAAACUCUCAGAGUCUGUCCUCAUGAAGGUGGAGAGAGAGAUCGCUAUUCUGAAGCUAAUCGAACACCCUCAUGUCCUCAAACUGCACGAUGUGUACGAGAAUAACAAAUACCUGUAUUUGGUGUUGGAACAUGUAUCAGGAGGUGAGCUGUUUGAUUAUUUGGUGAAAAAAGGUCGAUUGACACCUAAAGAGGCGCGGAAGUUUUUCAGACAGAUCAUCUCAGCCCUCGACUUCUGUCACAGUCAUUCUAUAUGUCACAGAGACCUGAAACCAGAGAACCUGCUGCUGGAUGAGAAGAACAAUAUCAGGGUUGCUGACUUUGGCAUGGCAUCUCUACAGGUGGGGGACAGUCUGCUGGAGACGAGCUGUGGAUCUCCUCAUUACGCGUGUCCUGAAGUGAUUAGGGGGGAGAAGUAUGAUGGUCGUAGGGCAGAUGUAUGGAGCUGUGGUGUUAUCCUCUUUGCUCUGCUGGUGGGGGCGUUGCCUUUUGACCACGAUAACCUGCGGCAGCUGCUGGAGAAGGUGAAGAGCGGAGUGUUCCACAUGCCUCACUUUAUCCCCCCGGAGUGUCAGGCUCUGCUGAGGGGCAUGAUUGAGGUCAACCCCGAGAAACGCCUUACGCUGGAAGCAAUACAGAAACACCCAUGGUACCUCGGGGGUCGUAAUGAGCCAUGUCCGGAGCAGCCUCCUCCCAGGCGAGUGUGUGUGAAGAGGAUUGUGUCUCUGACAGAGUUGGACCCUGAUGUGUUGGACAGCAUGCACUCUCUGGGCUGCUUCAGGGAUCGAGUGAAACUCACCCGAGACCUACAGUGUGAAGAAGAAAACCAGGAGAAGAUGAUCUACUACUUGCUGUUGGACAGGAAGGAGCGCUACCCCAGUUACGAGGAUGAAGAUCUUCCACCCAGGAAUGAUAUCGAUCCUCCCCGUAAACGUGUGGACUCCCCCAUGCUGACCCGUCAUGGCCGCUGCCGGCCAGAGAGGAAGAGCCUAGAGGUGCUGAGUGUGACGGAUCAGGGUUCCCCGACCCCGCCCCGCCGAGCCCUCGACACCUCCGCACACAGCCAGAGAUCUCGCUCGGUGAGUGGAGCCUCGACCGGUCUGUCCUCCAGCCCCCUGAGCAGCCCGAGAAGUCCGGUUUUUACCUUCAGCCAAUCUGAGGUCGCCUCCGCCACCCAAGCCAAAGAUCCCAAAGUGGGAAGCGGCCACACCCCUCGGGCGGCCCAGCGUGUGCCCGACCAAAAAACCCAGACGCUUCCAUCCAAGGCGGCGACCGAGCGGCCACAUCUGCAGUCCAUGAAGUCUCUCCCCCUGCAGACACCGCCCUCCCCCUCCCCCUCCCCGUCUCCACUACUCUCCCCCAUCCCUCGUUUCUUCUUCUUCCCCGCUCCCUCCGUCCUGAAGUCCGUCACUAAGUCCAUCUAUCCUAACUCUGCCCAUGUGUCGCAGGUCACGCCCCAGGAUUCCCCGCUUCCCACCCCCCUUGGAACCCCCCAGCAUCCCCCUCCCACCCCACCAUCCUCUUCUUCCUCCUCCUCCUCCUCGCGGGCUGAAGGGGGCGGGGCUGGCAGCAGCGCAGGAGGCGGCUCCCUGUCCCUCACUCCCCCCUCCAGCCCUGGCGCAGGUGGUGGAAUGGCUGCUAGUAGCUCCGCCCAUUGGAGGAGUCGUCUCAACUCGUUCAAGAACAACCUGCUGGGCUCACCACGCUUCCAUCGCCGCAAGCUGCAGGUUCCUACAUCAGAAGACAUGUCCAGUCUCACGCCGGAGUCAAGCCCAGAAUUGGCUAAGAAGUCUUGGUUUGGGAACUUCAUCAGUCUGGAAAAAGAAGAGCAGAUUUUUGUUGUGAUCCGAGACAAACCUCUGAGCUCUAUCAAGGCUGACAUUGUCCACGCCUUUCUAUCAAUCCCGUCUCUGAGCCACAGCGUGAUCUCCCAAACGAGCUUCCGUGCAGAGUACAAAACCUCCGGUGGUUCCUCCGUCUUCCAGAAGCCCAUCAGAUUCCAAGUGGACAUCGCCUUCUCCGAGACAGAGCGGGAACGAGAGUGGGAGAGAGAGGGAAAAAAGGAGACUGGAAUCUAUAGUGUCACCUUUACCCUCAUCUCAGGUCCGAGUCGCAGGUUUAAGAGAGUAGUGGAGACGAUUCAGGCUCAGCUGCUCAGUACUCAUGACCAGCCCUCUGUGCAGGCUCUCGCCGAUGAGAAGAAUGGGAUCUCCUCUCAUCCCCCUGGCACACCCACUCGCCAGAACUCACGCCGCUCUGAAGGGGGUGGGGAACGCAACCAGAGGGCGGAGCAUGCAGACAGUGCAGGUACAGGUAGCAGUGGUAGUGUUAUCCAGCGCAAGGGGUCGGGCAAGGACAAGACCCGCCUCCUGUCGUCCAACGGAACCCAGUCUCAGCCUUGAGAGAACUUUCCAGAUAUGGAGCUUUGACUCAGUUCUCCCCCACCCCCACCCCCCUCACCCAUAAAUCCCACAGUCCCUCAGCCACAGACUCAUCGGAUAAACCUGUAGCUCCAACGCAGCUGGGCGAAAACUCAGAGCAUACUGAAGAGGAAAUGGAUGUUCUUACUCACUGACACCACGAAUCACCUGCAGAGAAAGUGCUCAGCAAGCUGGAACUAUGAUGUCACUCACCUUGAGCGUGCAGAGAAUCUCAAAUCCAAACAGACUGAAUAAUUAACACCAAACAUCUCAAGGCUACACUGUACCGCGUACAAAUUAGUUACGGAUCACCUGAGGUCACCUGAUGGAGGUGAUGAAAAUGUGAUCAUCUUGUUUUCAUCAUCAUCACGUCAUCAUCAUCAUCAUCAUCAUCAUCAUCAUCA
This is a messenger RNA of Neoarius graeffei (lesser salmon catfish), 3208 nucleotides long. It is a transcript of the gene brsk1b, whose product is annotated as BR serine/threonine kinase 1b. Gene Ontology annotation, cellular component: cytoplasm. Gene Ontology annotation, biological process: protein phosphorylation; intracellular signal transduction; microtubule cytoskeleton organization. The transcript is spliced from 19 exons. The record is from RefSeq and is a predicted model, not a curated record. NCBI's taxonomy places the organism in Eukaryota, Metazoa, Chordata, Actinopteri, Siluriformes, Ariidae. The coding region runs from base 231 to 2786 and encodes 851 amino acids. Gene Ontology annotation, molecular function: tau-protein kinase activity; protein serine/threonine kinase activity; ATP binding.